Molecule: messenger RNA, 1752 nt
Organism: Pipra filicauda (Wire-tailed manakin)
Lineage: Eukaryota; Metazoa; Chordata; Aves; Passeriformes; Pipridae
Gene: PSTK
Product: phosphoseryl-tRNA kinase
Exons: 7
Coding region: 1-1194 (397 amino acids)
Molecular function (GO): kinase activity; tRNA binding
Source: RefSeq, a predicted model, not a curated record
AUGGCCACAUCACCGAAGAACUGGACAAAAGAACCCAAAAUGUCUUGUAACGCCGCGCCCGCCAGGGGGCGCUCUCGUGGCGGCAGCCCGGCGCAUGCGCACAGAGCCCCGGCGGGAGCGGGAGCGGAGGCGGCAGCGCUGGCGGCGGAGCAGCAGCAGCAGCAGGGGAGCGGGAGCGGCGGCGGCGCCCGGGUGGGGCUGUGCCUGCUGUGCGGGCUCCCCGCGGCCGGCAAGUCCAGCCUGGCCCGCGCCCUGUGCCGCCGGCUGCGGCAGCGCCCGGACUGGGCCUGCGCGCUCCUCCACUACGACGAGCUCAUCCCGGACGAGGCCUUCCGCGCGCGCGCGCCGGGGGCGGGCCCGAGGGAGCCGCUCCCAUUGGUGCCCGGCUGGAAGCAGAGCCGCCGCGAGCUGCUGCAGUGCCUGGAGGGUCUCUUGCGGGCGCUGCUCACCGGGGCGCCGCUGCCCGGCCCCGCACAGCCGGGGUGGGAGCGGUUCCUGCGCUGCUGCCGCCGGGAAGGGCUGCUGGAGGCGGCGCAGGGCGACGGCGGGGCCCCAGCACGGCCGCUCUGCCUCCUCCUGGACGACAACUUCUACUACCAGAGCAUGCGGUACGAGGUGUACCAGCUGGCCAGAAAAUAUUCCUUGGGCUUCUGCCAGUUGUUUUUAGACUGUCCCCUGGAAUGCUGCCUGCAGAGGAAUCGCCUCAGGAGUGAUCCUGUACCUGAGCAGACAAUACAUUUAAUGGCAAGGAAAAUAGAAAUGCCAGAUCUCAAGAAAAACGCUUGGGAGCAGCACAGCCUCAUUCUGAGAAGCUCUGAUUGCAUCUCAGAGGACAAUGAGCAGAUAAUUAACCUGCUGGCCACUGCUCUGGAAAAUCCAGCGAGGCCAAACGAGGAGGACACGGAGCAAAAGGACACAGAUCGAGCCAUCUGCGCAGCCAGUGCUGUCCACCAGGCUGACCAGGCGUGCAGGAGGGUCAUCUCUCAGGCCAUGAAGGAUGCCAGAGACAAAAACGUUCCCCCAAGUGAGAUGAAGAGCCUGGCAGAAGAACUCAACAAACUGAAGGCAGAAUUUUUGGAAGACUUGAGGCAAGGAAAGACUUUGAAAAACCAAAAUUCUGACCCUGCUACGAGUGUAAUUUCUUCAUUCCAACGUGAGGCAACCAAUGUAGUCAAUAAAUAUAUUUUAAAAUAAUGACAGAGAAUGUUGGGUGUUUAAAUUGCAGUACUGCUGAGAGAUCCCUUCUGUGACUCCUCUCUUCAUAGUAUGGAAGAGAAACACAGUCUAAACAGAAUGGAGAUCAAGCCAAGAGCAAACCAUCCUUAAAUUUAAAUUUCAUAGAAUCAGAGAAGAAUUUAGCCUGGGAAGAGCACUUGGAAGUCAUCUACUCCUGUUUCCUGCUUACCAUGGGACUGACCUCGACCCACAGCCUCCUUCAGAUGAGAUUCUGAGGAGCACCUUGGCUGGUGACCUGCUCUGCUCUGUCCAGCAGCCCCUGAGCAAUCCCAGAGGUGAGUUUAUCCUCCUUACCAUAUCUAGAUCCCAUUUAGUCCUGAGCAGAUCACGAGCUCCACUUGUGGUAGCACAUGCAAUUAAGAAUUAACACGGGACCUAAUUAGAAAGUGUUAUUUUAUUCAUAUCUUACAAAAGCAAAGCUUCACAACAUGAACUACACGUGAUAGAGUUAUUUCAGAAUUAACCUUGUCAUCUCAAAAACAUUCACUAACAUUAAAAUUUAUUUUACAACUCUAA